This is a messenger RNA of Balaenoptera ricei (Rice's whale), 13906 nucleotides long. Its product is annotated as SCO-spondin-like. NCBI's taxonomy places the organism in Eukaryota, Metazoa, Chordata, Mammalia, Artiodactyla, Balaenopteridae. Gene Ontology annotation, molecular function: protein binding. The record is from RefSeq and is a predicted model, not a curated record. Gene Ontology annotation, cellular component: extracellular matrix.
GGCCUGUUAAGGGGAAGGGAGCUAGUGUCUGCGCUGCUGUCUUUGAAUCGCAAGUGCCGGCCGGAAUGUGUCUGCGCCGCGCUCCCAGCGGUGGGAUCGAGUCCCCGACUGUCGGUCGGUGGGGUCGGUCUGGGAAACUGCGGCCCUGCCCCCGCUCUCCACCCUGAUCCCACUCGGAUCCACCCAGACCCGUACCCCCCCCCCCCGCCCCCCACCGAUCUUAGACCCAUCGCGGGAGCCGAAUCCCUUGGGGGCGGUGAGGAGAGCCCGAAGGAGACCAGGCUGGGCCCCAGUGCCUGCUAAGAACGUGACCUUCGAAGUAGAAAUUGGGGUGGGGACUUAGAACCAGGUCACCUGGGAAAAGGCAGGGCUGGCGAGGAGGCGUCGGGGGUGAGGCCGGAGUCGGAUGGGGUGAAGACUCCCCACGGCGGCGGCAUCCUGGGGAGCCGCUGCUGACGAGAGGGGAGAGUCCCCUGGGCGUGGUGGGGAGCGGAUCCUCCCACCCGGCUGGAAACCUCUGCCAGUCGGGUGUGGAGGGGUGCCCUCAGCCCUCAGACAUCCCUGCCCCUGGUUGUGAUGCUUCUCUUCAGCUUUGCCACUUGGGCACCCCCACCCCUGAAAGCUCCCCAUAUCCCGUCCUCCUCCAUCUAAAAUGUGGGCUGGUUAUUCCGGGCCUCCCUCUCUAAUCUUUCUCCCAUCUCCUCUGGGUUCCAGCUUCCUCCCUCCUGCCCUCUUUAGAGAGAAGGAUGUGACUUGUAUUUCUCCCCAAUCCACGUGUGGCUUUUCGGGGAGGGGUGGGGAUGACUCGGUGCGAAGAGCAGCCUCCCCUGGCUUCCACACCCCACCACCUGGAGGGGAUACCAGGGCACAGAGAAGCACGGCAUGCAGCAGGGGCACAUCAGCAUUUGUUGAUGCUUAGGAUGAGGGGGACAGGAACAGGUGGUACCCGGAAGAGCACAGGGUGCCUCGGAAUCGGCUGUGGAGGGCUCUUCUACCUUCUGUAUGGGCUGCUUCAGCCGCUCAGUGUCGGGCCCGCUCACCAGGCUGCAGGACGGCCCUGGGAGCAGAACACAUCACUGUGUGCCAGGGUGGGGCACGAGCACCUCCGUCUGUCCUUGUAAGACCUGCAGUGAGAGUGUGUGUUAGGUGCCAGAGGGAGAGUGUCCGGGUGUGCAUGUGUGAGAGGCUGGGAACAGCUGGGUGUCCACGGCCUGACCCUGGACCUUUCCGAGGACCCCAUCCGAGAGCUCCAUGAGGGAUUCACUGCACCCUCUCCUGGCCCAGGACCAAGGGUCGGCCCAGAAGAAUGCCUGGCAGGGCUCUGGUUCCCGGCAGCCUCCCCCCCGACCCUGCCCACCGCAGGUGGGGUGACUGUGUGGGAUGCUUGGAGGCACAUCAGGUUUAGGGGCUGGAGGGUUACUCGAUCUGGGGCCCAGGCCACCCUCCAGCCUGGGUGUCCUCGGAGCUGGUAACCGGUAACCAGGAUGUAACCAGGAUCCCCCUGGGGAGCGAGCUGCUGCCCAACCCUCUUGCAACCGGAUGCUCUGCUCGGAUUAUCCCAUCCGGUUGCCUUGCCUGAAGGGCUGGGGGAGCCGGCUGCGGGCCCCUCUGCCUCCUGCCCCCCACGCUUGCUAGCCCAGGCACUCCUCCCUGAGGCUGGCUCUCGUUCCCCUGUCUGGGCUUCCUGGUUCUGGAUCCCAGGGACCCUAGGAGAGCAGGGUGGACCCAGCCAGGCACACAUGAUCACCCUCAGUAAGAAGUCAGACCGCACAGAGGGAAGGGCGCACGUCAUCCCUCUGUCCGCAAACAGUCCAAUCGCCCUGGAAACCCCAUUCCUUCUGCUGACUGACCCUCGUUUCUGGAGUGCUUGGUAGGAGAGGGGGCAGGAGAAGCAGGAAGGGGACAGGGGAGAGGAUCGUACACUCAGGAUUUGAGGGCUGGAAGGCCGUGGCCCUGUGACUCUUAACACUAUUGUGGGGUCACGGCCCCCCUUGAGAAUCUAAUAAAAGUUAUGAAACUGUCAUCAGAAAAACAUGCACACACACAAUUUCAAAGUAUUCGUGGAGCCCCUGUCCCACCUGUGAUUCCCUGGGAGGCCCCUGAGGUUUUUACUGGUAAGGAAAUCGAGUCCCAGAAAGAGAGUGUGGUUUGCCCCGUCCACGUUCAUUGGUGGUAGGGCCUGAGAGUGUGCACUCUCAGAGGCCCAGUAUGUCUGGCUGUGACCUGGGACACACGGACCCCCCCCAUCACUCACGCGCACGCGCGCACACACACACACACACACACACACACACACACCAGGAAGGGGUUUGUUUCCAGGGAGAACUGGCCUCUGAGGCGACUGUGUGAUGUGUAGGCAGGUCCAAUCUGGUUCUGGGCAGCUGGUGCUCCAGGGCAUGGGGCUGAGAUAAAGCCUCCCCAGUGCCACGGGCCUCACGCUCGCUGUCUCAGGCUGCCUUGGACACACUGACCCCAGGCUGCAGUAGCAGCAGUGUGGGGCUGGGGAGGCCAGCCCCGGCCUCAGCUCACCUGCCACAGCAUUGGCUCCCCAAAGCCUCACAGCCCCCAAAGGUGACCUGGGGGUCGCCAUGCUGCUCCCUGCCCUCCUCUCUGGGACGGCAUGGGCACUGGCUAAUGGGCAGUGGUGUAAGCGGACAGAGACCAUCCUGGUGGAGGAGGAAGUAACCCCCCGUCAGGAGGACCUGGUGCCCUGCACCAGCCUCCAUCAUUACCAGCGCCGGGGCUGGCGGCUGGACUUGACCUGGAGUGGCCGUGCGAGGCUGUGUCCCAUCUACAGGCCCCCGGAAACCAGGCCUGCUGCAUGGAACCAGACGGUGAGGGCUUGCUGCCCAGGCUGGGGGGGGGGGGGCACCCACUGCACCCUGGCCCUUGCCGAAGCCAGCCUUGAGGGCCACUGCUUUGCCACAUGGCUGUGCCAGCCGAGGGCAGGCUCAGCUAACGCUUCUGUGGGAAGCCUGGAGGCGUGCUGUGCCUGGUCUUGGGGACACAGCUGGCGGGAUGGCUGCUCCCAGCCCUGCCACAGCUGGUCCAGCCACAAACUCCCAGGUGGGUCCACAGACCCCAGCCUGCGGGAAAGGCACAGCCCCGGCCGUCACCUGGUCCCCCGAGGGGCAGCUGCAGCCCAGGAUGUGUGCCAUCAGCUGCUGGACGGUCCAUGCAGGGAAUGCCAUGCCCAGGUGCCCCCUGCUGAGUACCACGAGGCCUGCCCCUGUGCCUACUCUGCUGCGGCCCCGGCGGGCAGUGGGCGGGAGGAGCGGCUGGAGGCCGCGUGCCCCACCUUGGCCAGCUACGCCCAGGACUGCGCGCGGUGCAUCCACGUGCGCUGGAGGAAGCCCGGCUUCUGCGAGCGCCUGUGCCUGGGGGGCCGGCUGUGCUCAGACUGCGCCUCGGCCUGCCCGCCCAGCUGCUCGGCAGUGGGCGAGGGGGGCGAGGGGUCCUGCGGGGAAGGGUGCGUGAGCGGCUGCGAGUGCCCGCCCGGCCUCUUCUGGGACGGCGCCCUCUGUGUGCCUUCCGCCCGCUGGCCCUGCUACCACCGACGCCGGCGCUACGACCCCGGUGACACCGUGCGCCGGCUGCGCAGCCCGCGCGUUGGCCAGGAUGGCCUCUGGCUCUGCGCGCAGGCGCCGUGCCCCGCCGAGGGCGCGGUGGGCGGGGACGGGCAUUACCUCACCUUCAAUGGGCGGAGCUUCUCUUUCCGGGGCCAGGCGGGUCGCCGCUUCAGCCUAGUGCAGGACUUCGUAAAGAGGCAGCUACUGACUGUACUGGAGCACGGGGACUGCAACGCUGGGAGCUGCCUCCAUGCCAUCUCGGUCUCCCUGGGGGACACCCACGUCCAGCUCAGGGACUCAGGAGCAGUCCUGGUGGACGGGCAGGAUGUGGUCUUGCCCUGGAGCGGCACCGGGGCUAGCGUCUCCCGCGCCUCUUCCACUUUCCUGCUGCUGCGCUGGCCUGGGGCCCGCGUCCUCUGGGGAGCGUCUGACCCUGCAGCCUACAUCACCCUGGACCCCCGCCAUGCCCUCCAGGUGGCCUGGAACCAGCAGGAUGACUUCCUGACUCCUGCUGGCGACGUGGAGACCAGCAUUGCCGCCUUUGCUAGCAAGUUCCAAGUGGCAGGCGAGGGAAGGUGCCCCUCGGAGGACAGCGCCCCACUUUCCCGCCGCAGCACCCACACUCAGCGUCACAUUUUCGCGGGGGCAGCCUGUGCCAUCUUGCAUGGCCCCGUCUUCCAGGAGUGCCACGGGCUGGUGGGCAGGGAGCCGUUCCACCUGCGCUGCUUGACAGCUGCGUGUGGCUGCGCCCCCGGCGGGGACUGCCUGUGCCCCGUGCUCGCUGCCUAUGCUCGGCGCUGUGCCCGGGAGGGUGCCCUGCUCUCCUGGAGAGACCAGACCCUCUGCCCUGUCCUGUGUCCUGGUGGCCAGGAGUACCAGGAGUGUGCCCCAGUGUGUGGUUGGAACUGUGGGGAGACUGAAGGCUGUGGGGAGCUGGGCAGCUGUGUGGCCGGUUGUAAUUGCCCCCUGGGGCUGCUUUGACCUGAGGGCCAGUGUGUGCCCCCCGGCUCAUGCCCCUGCCAGCUUGGGGCCCAUCGCUAUGCCCCUGGCAGUGCUACCAUGAAGGACUGCAACCGCUGCAUCUGCCAGGAGAGGGGCCUAUGGAAUUGCACUGCUCAACGCUGCGCCCCACCGUGGGCAUUCUGCCCCCGUGGGCUCGUCUACGUCCCUGGUGCCUGCCUCCUCACCUGUGACAGCCCCAGUGCCAACGGCUCCUGCCCCCCAGGCAGUAUGGGGGGCUGUGUCUGUCCCCCAGGAACUGUGCUGCUGGAUGAGGGCUGCAUACCUCCCGAGCUCUGUCCCUGCUGUCACGGUGGGCAGUGGUCGCCCAACGCUGCAAUCCAGGAGGACUACAACAUUUGGGUGUGCCAGGGUCGGCAGUGGCGCUGCACGGGCCAGCGGUGCGAUGGACGGUGCCAGGCAUCAGGUGCCCCCCACUAUGUGAUAUUUGAUGGGCUGGCCCUCACUUUCCCCGGGGCCUGCGAAUAUCUGCUGGUGCGAGAGGCCAGCGGCCGUUUCACAGUCUCUGCCCAGGACCUGCCCUGCGGGGCCAGCGGCCUCACCUGCACCACGCUGACCGUGCGGCUGCAGAGCACCGUUGUGCACAUGCUGAGAGGCCAGGCAGUGACAGUGAAUGGGGUGAGUGUAAUGCCCCCCAAGGUCUACACAGGCUCUGGGCUGAGCGUGUGCCGUGCAGGCCUCUUCCUGCUUCUCACCACCUGCCUGGGUCUCACGCUGCUCUGGGAUGGAGGCACCCGGGUCCUGGUGCAGCUGUCCCCCGAGCUCCGCGGCCGGGUGGCUGGGCGGUGUGGAGACUUUGAUGGAGACGCAGCAAUGACCUUCGGAACCGCCAGGGAGUCCUGCCUGGAGCCCACGGCUGAACUGGCCACCCACUCCUGGUGCCUCAGUCCUCUCUGCCCAGAGCCAGGGGACCUGCCCCCCUGCGCCGUGAACGCCCACCGGGCCGGCUGGGCCCGCGCCCGCUGCGGGGUGAUGCUGCAGCCGCUCUUCGCCCGGUGCCAUGCGGAGGCCCCAGAGCAGCACUGCGAGUGGUGUGUGCAUGACACCCGCGGAUGUGAUUCAGGGGGCGACUGUCUCUGCUCGGCCAUCGCCACCUACGCAGACGAGUGUUCCCGGCCCGGGACCCACAUGCACUGGCGCAGCCAGGAGCUCUGCCCUCUGCAGUGUGAAGGGGGCCAGGGCUAUGAGGCCUGUGGCCCCGCGGCGCCCCCCACCUGCCAUGACCACGGUCCUGAGCCUGGGUGGCACUGCCAGGCCGUUGCCCGUGUGGAGGGCUGCUUCUGUCCUGAGGGGACUCUGCUGCACCGCGUGUAGGGAGUCUGCCUCGAGCCGGUUCCCUGCCCCUGCGAGUGGCGAGGCAGCUUCAUCCCCCCGGGCACCGUACUGCAGAGAGACUGUGGCAACUGCACGUGCCAGGAAAGUCAGUGGCUUUGUGGGGAUGACGGUAGCCACGGUGAGGAGCCGGUUCCUGGCGGUGCGGAGGGAGAGGCCCCAUGCCAGGAGAGUGGGCACUGUGUGCCCCACGGGUGGCUUUGUGACUACCAGGAUGACCGUGGCGAUGGCUCAGACGAGGAGGGCUGUGCCACCCCAGGCCGUGGGGAGGGGCAGAUGUCUUGCAGCUCCGGCCACUGCCUGCCCCUGGCCCUGAUCUGUGAUGGGCAGGACGACUGUGGAGACGGGACGGAUGAGCAGGGCUGCCCGUGCCCCCAGGACUCACUGGCCUGCGCUGACGGGCGCUGCCUGCCCCCCGCCGAUGGGCACCCUGACUUUCCAGACGCUGCUGACGAGGAGUCCUGUCGGGGGCAAGUGAACUGCACCCCUGGGGAGGUGUCGUGCGUCGAUGGUGCCUGCGUGGGGACCAUCCACCUGUGUGACGGAAUCUGCGACUGCCCAGAUGGAGCCGACGAGGGGCCUGGGCGCUGCCCGCUCCCCUCUCUGCCCACUCCCCCGGCUGGUACCUUGCCUGGCCCCUCCGCUGUCUCCAGGGAGACUGCACCUACACCCCAGGCGAGCGUCACGCCGCCCUGCGGCCCCGUCGACUUCGCGAGCGGCGGCAGCGGCGAGGGCGCCCCGCGGGGCUGGCGCUGCGACGGCGAGGAGGACUGCGCCGACGGCGGCGACGAGAGCGGCUGCGACCGGCCGUGCGCGCCGCACCUCCCGCCCUGCGCCCGCGGCCAGCUGUGCCUGAACCCUGAGCGGCUCUGCGAUGGGCUCCCCGACUGUCCGCAGGGCGAGGAUGAGCUGGGCUGUGGUAGAGGGCUGCCAGUCCCAGGAGGCCCCAACAGGACAGGGCUUCCCUGCCCAGGAUACUCCUACCCGGAUGGCCUCUGCCUCGGCUUCCAGCUGGUGAGGGUGGGGAGCGGGUGGUGCCCCCAAAGCCCUGACCCCAUUCCCUCCCCAGAUGUGCGAUGGGCAGCCUGUGCAUUGGCAGGGGAGGCAGGGCCCUCCCGGGAAGAGCAGCGCUGUGAGGCCUGGGGCCCCUGGAGCCCAUGGGCACCGUGCAGCCAGACGCGUGGGCCCGGGGUGCGGGGCUGCAGUCGCCGCUGCUCGCCGCCCAGUCUCCCGGUGCUGCGGCACUGCCCGGGCCCCGAGUACCAGACUCAGGCCUGCUUCACAGCCGCCUGCCCGAGGGACGGUGAAUGGACCUCCUGGUGUCCCUGGUCCCCGUGCUCUGAGCCAUGCAGGGGCACCAGGACCCGGCAGCGGCAGCGCCACGCACCCCAAGGCGGCUAGACCUGUGCCAUGCUGCCUGGGGACGCUCCCAGCACCCGCCAGACCAGACCCUGCCCUCAGGACGGCUGCCCCAGUGUCACCUGCUCCGGGGAGCUGGUGUUCCAUCCCUGUGCCCCUUGCCCUUUGACCUGUGAUGACGUCUCUGGUCAGGCCGAGUGCCCCCCUGACCGGCCCUGCAGCAGCCCAGGCUGCUGGCGCCCCACAGGGCAGGUGCUGGGUGACGAGGGGCGCUCUGUGUGGCCGCGGCAGCGCCCCUGCCUGGUGGACGGCACCCGCUACUGGGCGGGGUAGCGCAUCGAGACCGACUGCCGGCUCCGCAUCUGCCAAGAUGGACGGCCCAACCCAGACUGUGCCGUGAACUGUGGCUGGUCAUCCUGGUCCCCCUGGGCCGAGUGCCUGGGCCCCUGUGAGAGCCGGAGCAUUCAGUGGUCCUUCCAGAGCGCCAACAGUGCCCGCCUCGCUGGCCGAGGUCGUCAGUGCCGGGGCAUCCACCGCAAGGGGCGGCCCUCCCUCCCCAGGUGCGAGACGAGGCCCCGUGAGGGCUGUGAGCCGCGCCGGGUCCGCCGAGUGGGGGAUCGCUGGCGGGAGGGCCCCUGCGGGGUCUGCGAGUGUCUGCACGACAGCACGUCACGCUGCUCCCCCUGCUGCCCGCUGGGCAGCUGCCCCCAGGACUGGGUUCUGGUGGAGGGAGUGGGAGAGUCAUGUUGCCACUGUGUCCUGCCCGGAGAGAACCACACGGUCCGCCACAUGGCCCCUCCAGCCCCAAGCCCCCAGAUCGGGGCCCCUCUGAUCACCCACGUUCUGCCUCCCCCCGGAGAUCCCUGCUGUUCUCCCCUGGGCCUGGCCCGACUCCCCGAGGGGAGCCUGCAUGCUUCGGCCCAGCAGCUGGGGCGCCGCACCUGGGCUGCCAUCCUAAGGCCUCCCACGGGGGCACCUGGACAGCAGGGCUGGAGCCCCGUAGAGGAUGCUUAUGCUCAGUGGCACACCCAGCCCCCCUACUUGCAGCUGGACCUGCUACGGCCCCGGAACCUCACUGGCAUCAUGGUGCAGGGGGCUGGGUCCUCAGACUUGCUCCAGUUCAGCAAUGGUGGUCUACACUGGCACAACUAUCGUGACGUCCUGCCUGGUAUUCAGCCUCCACCCAAGCUUUUUCCCGGGAACCGGUAUGACGUGGCCCCUGCAGUGUGGACGUUUGGCUGGAUGGUGCAGGCGCGGUACAUCCGGGUGUGGCCCCUCGAUGUGUACCUCGGUGCUGCCCCCCACGGGGAGGCCAACCAUGGCAUCCCCCUGCCGGCGGAGCUGCUGGGCUGUGAGCCAGUGCCCCCGUGCCCAGGGGUUGGGCACCGCUGUGCCAGUGGCGAGUGUGCCCUGAGGGGGGCCCCGUGCGCUGGUGUGGAAGGCUGCAAGGCCGGCUCCGAUGAGGAGGGCUGUCUGCCCCCGCCCGCAGGCACUGGCAGAGUCCCGUCCACAGCCUGGACCCCGGCCCUCUCCUCCACCAAGCCUGGACAGCUGCCCCCCCACAAGCCCAGGGAGGGGCUGGCAGAGGCAGGGGCUGAACGCUGGCGUCCCCAGCAGGGAUCACCCGUGCCCCGCACAGGCAAGGGGCCAGUGAGUCCUGCGUCCACAUCUCGCCCAAGCCUUGGGGAAACUGUGCAGACCGAGACCACUACCCCUACCUCCCUGCCGAGGCCAGAAAUGGCAGCCGUGACGGUGCUCCCGCCACACCCGAUGACGCCUGUGGCUCCUGCUGGACAGAGCAUUGCCCCGGGGCCCUUCCCGCCCGUGCGGUGCAGCCCAGGCCAGGCGCCCCGUGAGCUGCUGGGCUGUGUGAAGCUGGAACAGCUGUGUGAUGCGGAAGAGGACUGUCUGGACGGCUCCGAUGAGAGGUCCUGCGCAUGGGCAGCGAGCACUGUGCCCUUCCCGGUGCCCACCACGACCCUGCCUGGGCUGCCGGCCUCGAGAGGUCUCUGCUCGCAGAGUCAGCUGAGCUGCGGCAGCGGGGAGUGUCUGCCAGCCGAGCGGCGCUGUGACCUGCAGCCCGACUGCCAGGACGGCUCGGACGAGGAUGGCUGUGUGGGCUGUGGGCUGGCGCCCGGGUCUGGCUGGAGCAGCUGCAGCCGGAGCUGUGGCCUGGGCCUCGCCUUCCAGCGCCGGGAGCUGCUGCGGCCUCCCCUGCCUGGGGGCAGCUGCCUGCCCAGGCCUUGUCUGAAGCCCCAGCCCUGCCCUCUUCCUGCCUGCGCAGUGGCCGGGGCGUGGGCCGUGUGGGACGCCUGGGGGCCCUGCAGCGUCUCUGGUGGGGGAGGCCAUCGGAGUCGCUGGAGGAGCUGUGUGGACCCCCUGCCCGAGGAUGGUGGUGCCCCCUGCCCCGGGGCCUCCCAAGAGAGGGCACCCUGCGGCUUGCAGCCCUGCAUAGGUGGCACAGAGGCGCUGGGCUGGACACCCUGGGGUCCCCGGUCCGCCUGCUCCCAGAGCUCCCUCGUCCCUGGAGGGGGCCCAGGCUGGCACAGCCGUUCCUGGCUCUGCCCCAACCCUGGGGACACGUCCUGCCCAGGAGAGGCCACCCAGGAGGAGCCCUGCAGCCCCGCUGUGUGCCCAGGUUCCCCCGCCCCUCCACCUCCCUGCCCUUCCCGCCUGCCCCUGCUGAGACCCGCUCUGUCUUCCCGUCCAGCCCAGUGCCCAGGCGACACGGUGUUCCGCUCAGCUGAGCAGUGCCACCAGGAGGGGGGCCCACGCCCUCGGCUGUGCCUGGCGCAGGGCCCUGGGGUGGAGUGCACCAGCGUCUGCACCCCUGGCUGCGCCUGUCCCCUUGCCCUCUUCCUGCACGGCGCCAGCUGCCUGCCCGUGAGUCAGUGCCCCUGCCAGCUGCGCGGGCAGCUCUAUGCACCUGGAGCAGUGGCCCGGCUGGACUCCUGCAAUAACUGCACCUGUAUCUCUGGUGUGAUGUUGUGCACCUCGGAGCCCUGCCCAGUCGCCUGUGGCUGGAGCCCCUGGACCCUGUGGAGUCUCUGCAGCCACAGCUGCAACGUGGGUGUUCGGCGGCGCUUCCGGGCAGGCACUGUGCCCCCGGCUGCCUUUGGGGGGACUGCGUGCCAGGGUCCCAACGUGGAGGCUGAACUCUGCAGCCUGCGGCCGUGUGGAUUUCCCGGUGGGGAGUGGGGCCCCUGGUCUCCGUGCUCCGUGCCCUGCGGGGGUGGCUACCGGAAUCGCACCCGAGGGAGUGGCGGGCCCAGCCCCGUGGACUUCUCCACCUGUAGCCUGCAGCCCUGUGCAGGGCCAGUGCCUGGUGCGUGUCCCCCGGCGAAGCAGCGGCUGGACUGUGCACAGGGCCCUGCUUCCUGUGCAGAGCUCAGUGCCCCGAGAGGGACUGACCAGCCCUGCCCUGGCUGCUGCUGCCCUUCUGGUGAGCUGUCCCUGAACAACGUGUGUGUGCCUACCCAGGACUGCCCCUCUGCCCACGGGGGACAUCUCCACCCCCCAGGCAGUGCUGUGAUUUGUCCAUGUGAGAACUGCUCCUGUGACUCUGGGCUCAUCACCAACUGCACCUCCUGGCCUUGUGAGGAGGGUCAGCCCACGUGGUCACCCUGGACCCCAUGGAGCGAGUGCUCGGCCUCCUGUGGCCCUGCCCGACGCCACCAGCACCGCUUCUGCACCAGACCCCCGGGCGUUACACCAUCCAGCUUGGCACUGCUGCCCCCACUGGCUUCAGCCCCACCCCUUUGCCCAGGCCCUGAGGCAGAGGAGGAGCCCUGCCUCCUGCUGGGGUGUGACCAUGUCCCGUGGAGCCCAGGUCCAAGCCCUCGCCACUCCUGUGUGGGCGGCCUCCGGAGCCGGACCCCACCCCGGGGUCUGGGGGAUUACUGCGAGGGGCCUCCGGCCCAGGGGGCCGCCUGCCAGGCUCUGCCAUGCCCAGUGACCAACUGCACCGCCAUCCAAGGGGCCGAGUACAGCCCCUGUGGCCCUCCCUGUCCUCGCUCCUGUGACGACCUCGUGCCCUGCGUUUGGCACUGCCAGCCAGGCGGUUACUGCCCGCCGGGCCAGGUGCUGAGUGCCGACGGCGCUGUCUGCGUGCAGCCCAGCCGCUGCAGCUGCCUGGACCUGCUGACCCGGGAGCGGCACCGUCCCGGCGCUCAACUGGCGAGGCCCGAUGGCUGCAACUACUGCGCCUGCUCGGAGGGCAGGCUGACCUGUAACCUGCCUUGCCCAGUGCCUGGAGACUGGUGCCCGUGGUGGGAGAGGACGGCGUGCUCCCAGCCCUGCCGGGGCCAGACGAGGACCCGCUCCAGGGCCUGCACCUGCCCGGCUCCUCAGCUUGGAGGGGUCCCGUGCCCCGGGGAGGCGGGGGAGGCAGGGGCCCAGCAUCAGAGGGAGACCUGCGCCAGCCCCCCUGAGUGCCCAGUGGAUGGAGCCUGGGGCCCGUGGUGACCAUGGUCUCCCUGUGACGUUUGCCUGGGGCAGUCCCAUUGGAGCCGAGCAUGUAGCUGGCCCCCCACUUCUGAGGGAGGCUGGCCCUGCCCUGGGGGCCACAGGCAGAGUCGCCCCUGCCAGGACAAUUCUACUCAAUGCACAGACUGUGCAGGUGGCUAGGGUCUUCUCCCCUGUGGGCGGCCCUGCCCCCGCUCCUGCCAGGACCUGUCCCCCGGGGUCGUGUGCCAGCCAGGCUCGACAGGCUGCCAGCCCAGCUGUGGGUGCCCCCCUGGCCAGCUGUCCCAGCACGGCCUUUGUGUGUCCCCAGCCCAAUGCCGCUGCCAGUACCAGCCCGGAGCCAUGGGGAUCCCUGAGAACCAGAGCCGGUCCGCAGGGUCUGGGCUCAGCUCCUGGGAGAGCCUGGAGCCCGGGGAGGUGGCGACUGGACCAAUGAACAACUGCACCUGCGUGGCGGGCAUCCUGCAGUGCUGGGAGGUGCCCGACUGCCCUGGGCCCAGGCUGCGGGGCUCCUGGGGUCCCUGGAAGGAUGGCAGUGUUUCGUGUGGAGGAGGGGAGCAGCUGUGCUCCCGGCGCUGCGCCUGGCCGCCCUGCCCCAGGCCCGCCGUCCAGAGCCGCAUCUGCUGCACCCAGGUCUGCAGAGAGGCAGGCUGCCUGGCCGGGCGUCUGUACCAGGAGUGCCAGCCCGGCGAGGGCUGCCCCUUCUCCUGCACCCACAUCACUCGGCAGGUGGGCUGCUUCUCCGCUGGCUUUGAGGAGGGGGCUGGCUUCGAGGAGGGCCGUCACUGCCCCGAGGGCACCUUCCUGCACCGUUUGGCCUGUGUCCAGGAGUGCUCCUGUGUGCUGACUGCCUCACUGCUGCAGGAGCUGGGAGCUGCCGGUGCUGCCCCGGGGGCUCACCUGUCCAUUCUGGGAGAGGGGGGUCAGCCCCUUGGGCCUGGAGAUGAGUUGGGCUCAGGUCAGACCCUCCAUACAGGCUGCAGCAACUGCUCCUGUGCGCACGGGAAGCUGUCCUGCUCCGUGGGUGGCUGCUCCAAGGCUGGGGUUGGCUUCGGUCCCCGGGGCCCAUGGGGCCCUUUCCGCUCCUGUGGCGGGCUGGGCACCCGCACCUGCAACUGCCACUGUGCACGCCCCACACCCACUCCCCGUGGCCAGGACUGCCGUGGGCCCCGCCAGGACCUCGAGUACUGCCUCAGCCCGGACUGCCCAGGGGCUGCAGGGUCCAUGGUGGAACCAGUGACAGGCCUUCCAGCCCUGCUCCUAGGAGGCCAGGAGCCCAGGGCUGCCUCAUCAGGAGACCCCUCUCCCCCUCGAAGGCGGCUGGGGUCUGUGGUCCCCGUGGUCCCCCUGCUCCAGCAGCUGCACAGACCCCGCUCACCCUGCUUGGGGCAGCCGCACCCGCCUCUGCCUGGCGAACGGCACCGGGGGGCCUCUUCCCAGGAGCGCCCCUGCAACCUGCCCUCCUGCACAGAGUGCCCCCCCGGAGAAAUGUGGCAGCAGGUGGCCCCCGGGGAGCUGGGGCCCUGUGAGCAGACGUGCCGGGAGCCCAACGCCACGGAGACUCAGGGCAACUGCAGUGCGGGGCAGGCCCCAGGCUGUGUGUGCCGGCGCGGGCACUUCCGCAGCCAGGAGGGCCCCUGCGUGCCUGCAGACCACUGCGAGUGCUGGCACCACGGGCGUCCCCACCCGCCCGGAUCCGAGUGGCAGGAGGCCUGUGAGAGCUGCCGCUGCAUCAGCAGGAGGAGCGCCUGCACCCAGCACUGCCCGCUGCUCACCUGUGCCCAGGGCGAGGUGGCCGUGCAGGAGCCAGGGAGCUGCUGUCCCACUUGCCGCCAGGAGACUCCGGAGGAGCAGCCCUCCUGCUGGUACCUCACCGAGCUUCACAACCUCACCAAGGGCCCCUGCUACCUGGACCAGGUGGAAGUGAGCUACUGCGGUGGGCACUGCCCGUCCCGCACCAACGUCCUGCCCGAGGAGCCGUACCUGCAAAGGCAGCGCGCCUGCUGUAGCUACCGCCUGGACCCCGAGAACCCGGUGCGGAUCUAGAACCUGCGCUGUCCCGGCGGCCACACAGAGCCGGUGGUGCUGCCGGUCACCCGCAGCUGCCAGGGCAGCGCCUGCCUGGAGGUUCCUGGGGCUGCCAGAUCCUGAGUCUUUUGAGG